GAUUAAAGCACCAAUACUAUAUAGCAUAGUUGAAAUAGUAGAAGUACUCUAAUUAUGUAUCCAAAGCGUUCAAUAAAAUAUUGUGAGCUUAUAUGAUGCACGGAAUAUAUGAUAUUCACACCUAAAUAAAACAAGAAAAGUAAUGUAUUCUGAAAAAUGAAAACCGCAGGGCGCUUGCCGGAGCAACGUUUAACUCUUAAGGAACUGAAACGUUACAAAAUAAUAUUUUAAGGAUGGGAACUUUGUAGAGGUAGAAGUAUAAGGGCGAAAUCCAACAUUUUGCGACUUCCAGUAUUUUCCCCAGCGCGCGCGCACUCCUUCCCGCGGGAGAUUUUGGCGCGAGUAUUCCUCAAUACGCUCCCUCCUUCGUUCUCGCUUUCUCGUUGCGUUUACUCUCCAGUUCCCCCGCUUCCAUGACGAGCUUUGGGUUCCGGCAACCCCAAUUCUCUGAGGAACUGGCAUAUCUGCCCAUUUGGCUUCAGAAACCCCAACUGGAACAAUCGCCGCCGCCGGGGAACUCCAUUGCGGAAGCCGAAGUCCCUUUUUCUUCGAAUCGAGAACUCAGAAGUUUGUGGCCUCCGAGAGGAAGCCGUACUUGCUUUGGGAAGGAUGUCAAUCGCUCCUCGAAAGAUGAAGGAAGGUACAAGGAUUGUUGUCUAUUCUUAUCUGGGGAAGCUAAUUCAGAAAGCACUGUGGCUCCGUCUCCAGGAAAUCUGUUACACCUUCGUUUACAUAUCUCUCUGGAUGGUGAUUCACCUAAUACCCAGUGCCAGCUUUCAUAUCCAUCAGACCUCCCUCGUGGUUCCAGUAUGUUCGAGUCGCAGCAUCAAGAUCAAACUCUGUGUAGCUGGGAUGAGAAAGCCUGCCAAAUGAAAGUGGACUACAAUGGUGGUGGAGUAACUCUCCUGCCUCCAGCUUCCACCCCAGGAGCUGUGAAGAGCGAUAGUUUACAGGUACCGAGCAUUAACCAGGGUAGCAAAAUGCAAAAUGAAGGAAAAUUGAAUGUUUUUCCAGCAAAUAUGGGCACUGAAGCCGGUUCAUUGCCACCUAAACGCAGUUCGGGCUGUGAAGAUGGUGACAUAAAUGGUGCUAUCGAACUCUCUAUUGCUGCAUCAGAAGCAUUAGUUAUACAUGAGUUGAUGAAGACUGAGUUGAGCUCAGAAGGCUUCUCAACAGGAUCAAUUCUCGAAGCUGCACUCAGAGUCAAGCAAGCUCGUUUGCUGGAGGAAGGCGUGGAAGAUGGGUGCUACAGUAAUGAUGAAGUUGUUGAUGUCGAUUCUCUUUCGGACCUGGAUGAUUCUGUUAUGGGGGAUGCAUUUUUGGAUGUGGGAUUAUCUUUGGAUGGCGCCCACGUUUCUGGUUCAGAUAUAUCUCAUGUCAAAGAGACUCCUAUGGAGGAAAAAUUGGAUGGCAGUACCAAUGGGUCUAAGGUUCCCAAGGACCAGCAGGAUCAGAAUAUUAAUGGAAAAGCUCCAGAUUCUGACUACUCUGGUAUGGCAUUCAGUGGUAAUCGUAGUUCCUAUCAGCAAGACGAUAUUCUCCACGACAUGGCUGAACCACAGGAAGGAAAUGCUAAUGGAGGUAAACAGCACACAAGGAAAGGUGUCGCCAAGUAUUUUAUUGAUGAGGCAAGCUUCCUCUCUGAAUCUGGGGACAUUGCUGUCAAUCAGAUUUCCGGUAUGCACAAAAAGGGAAAUGGGCCAAAUAUAGCCUCACAGUCGAGCAUAAACUUCAAUGGCUUGCAAGAUAAAGCCCACGAUGCUGUUUUACCUUCCGAGGAGGUUAGAUGUUCUUACGUAUCAGCUUCAGAUCCUCUAUGUUCCAUUGUUCCUUGCAGUAUUCCCAUGGAGGAGCAUUUUGUUUCCCCUGCAAAUCAAAUCCAAAAUGGUGCUGGAGUUGAACCUCAAAACAGCUUCGGCCACAAAUUCUUACCUGGGUUGGGUAACGAGUGCACUAUUGAUAAAGUUGAAGAACAAAAUCCGGAUUCCCCCCUCAAUGGGAAUGACAAUGUAGAUAUUGAACAUCAAGAGGACACGUGUGUUUCUGUGCAAAGGAGAUCACCUAUAGUUCUGAAUCGAAGGACCCGGCAUCGCUGGCAGGCUCGUGAAAGUUUUAUUGGGAGUAAUGUACCUGCAGUCAGAUGUCUAGAGCAGGAUCUUCCUGAAAACACUACAAUCAAGUUUGACAUUAGCAAUCAAACUAACAUGCCAUCUGGAGAAGUUGUUUCCUGUACUGAAAACAAUCCAGUUCGAACAAAGAGAGUUCACUUCUCAUUUGAAGUCCAGCAUGAGCAAACCAAGGAACUCAUUCAAAGGUCCAAAGCAUCAUCUGUCGAAGGGGGUCCAGAUUUGGGUAUUAGACAUAACAAAAGAUCAAAACUUUCCAAACCAAGUUGCAUGAAGAAAUGUCUUCUGGGCCACAAGCAAGACUUGAAGCGUCUGAUAUUUCACAGAUUGGAGUUUUUGAUUACCGGGUUUUCUUAUGCAAAGGAAAGAGAACUUGGAGGAAUGAUACAAAAAUCUGGCGGUAUAGUCCUAUCUGAGAUCCCCUCUCAUCGAAGUUCAAAAUUCAGAGGGAUUAAAAGACCUGACACCCAGCAGCUUACCUUAGUUAUCAGUUCAAGAAAGCUGCAAACUGCCAAGUUCUUGUACGGUUGUGCUGUGAACGCUCUCAUUUUAAAAGCCAGAUGGAUCACUGACUCAAUUGCAGCUGGUGCAAUUGCACCGCCAGAAAAGUAUGUCAUCCGUCCAAAUCAAGCAGACAUAAGGCCAGUCCGCCAGCUUCCAAUGAAUCAAAAUACCGGACCGCGUAUUUUUGACAGAGUCGGAAUCAUGCUUCAUGGAAAGCCCAGCUUCUGCCGGAAAUUAUCCUUGAUAGUCAAGCAUGGAGGUGGAGAGGUGUUCAAAUCCCUCCAAACGUUACUGUUGAUCCUCGAUACUGGAAAGCUAAGGCGGGGAGUUAUUGUUGCUGAAAAUCAGAGCAGGGCAUUGCGGCACUUGCAGCAUUGUGCCUCGGAGCAGAAAAUAGCCUUGAUGCCGGCUAGCUGGAUAGCCAAGAGCUUGCACUUAGGGAAGCUUCUGCCUGUUCAAGAGAAAGAGGAGGAUGCCCCACAGGAAAUCGGAUUACAAACUUCAGAGAAUUCCUUGGACUGGAGUCAGGAAUUCUGAGAUUGCUCCUUAAGACACAGACACAACACAACCUCAAUGUGCAGUUGUCUAUCAGGCUCUGAUUUUGGCGUGCGUGAUGGGAAGGGCUGUUGAUAUGCAAGCGGGGUCACAGAUGAGCCUGAUGCAGCAGAUGGAGAUAAGAAAGAAAAAAAAAAUUGAAGCUCCAUAUGCAGGCAAAGUCGAAGAUAUAGUUCCUCAGCAGAGAAAAGAAAAGCUGUUCUUGUUUUAAUUAUUUCAGGUGUAUGCUGCAAACUGUUUCCAGCAUAAUGUAUAUAACUGAUUUGAAUAAUUACUUCUGUAUUCUUUGUAGAGGGAGGAUUUCUAAAACCUGAAAUCUUCUUCAACAUGAGAUCACCAAACAUCAAAAAGCAAAUAGGUUCUUGAUUAACUAACAAACACAGUGCUAGGAAAUAAAGUUUUCUUUCUAUAAAAAUGGCAAAUGACGAAAUGUUCUGCUGCCUUGGGAGUUUGUAUCAUAAGCACUCAAAAUACUUACUCUAGCAUGUGAAUCAAUGCCCCAAUCGAAGAUGUUAUAUCAUCAGUUUAUUGACUGAAAUGAUAUUUGAAAGAAAAAAGGGAAGAAAGAGCCCAUGUUUUUGUUUUUGUAGGUGAAUGCACAUUGGUAGUUAAUGUGAUUAACACGUUAAAAAUGUUUUUGUAUGUAAACAUAGACAUGACAAAAGUUUGUAUUUGAAAAAGGAUGAAUCAUGUUUCAAAGACUAGAUAAAAAAAAAAAAAAAAGUGGGCACUUUGCUAGAUCAAUGUGGAUAUGUAACAACUAACAAAGUCUAUAUUUGGCCUGAUUUUUAGAAGUGCGUUUAGCUUUAAAAAGAUGAAGUAGGGCCAAACACCUCUAAAAACUCACCUUUUAAAAAACCAAAACAAUUUUUUGUAUAACAUAAAAGCAUAAGCUCUAAUUUGGAGCUUCUGCGAAAAACAGUAUUGAAAAUACAAGAUUAUCCAUAGUAUAUUUCAAUUUUAUUUCAGAAAAUAUAAUUUAUUUUAUUUAUAUCAUUUUAAAAAUAAAAUAAAUUGUAAAACCAUAUUAUUUAAUACGAAAGAAAUAUAACAAGAUUCA
Messenger RNA from Linum trigynum, 4245 nucleotides. Lineage: Eukaryota; Viridiplantae; Streptophyta; Magnoliopsida; Malpighiales; Linaceae. The record is from the annotation of a GenBank genome assembly.